Messenger RNA from Beta vulgaris subsp. vulgaris (sugar beet), 551 nucleotides. RefSeq names its product light-harvesting complex-like protein OHP1, chloroplastic. The record is from RefSeq and is a predicted model, not a curated record. The transcript has 3 exons. Lineage: Eukaryota; Viridiplantae; Streptophyta; Magnoliopsida; Caryophyllales; Amaranthaceae. Bases 62 to 403 code for a protein of 113 amino acids.
AAUAGUUCUGGAAACUGCAAAAAAAAAAAAAAAAAAAAAAACAAAGAACUUGACAAAAGACAUGGCUGCAAUCCCAUCUUCGACAUUUGUGCCUGCUAGAUCUACACUCUAUGGGCUUCGACAUAAUAAGCUUACUUCAUUGGGUCAACGCCACCAAUAUCCCACUAAACAUUCUGUCUUCAGAGUCCAAGCUGCCAAGCUCCCUCCUGGCGUGGUAGUGCCGAAAGUAGAGCCUAAGUUCAAGCCUGCUUUUCUAGGCUUCACGACAACUGCUGAAGUUUGGAACUCAAGAGCAAGCAUGAUUGGUCUCAUCGGAGUAUUCAUAGUCGAACUUAUACUGAACAAGGGGAUACUACAACUUAUAGGUGUGGAGAUUGGAAAAGGACUCGAUCUUCCGCUCUGAAGACACUCUAAUUUGUUAAAUUUUUUGUGUACUAUAUACUGAAAAAUACACUGUAAAACUUUAUUUGCAAUACAUAUCUCCAGAUAGUGUAUUCAUGUACCAUUGCUAUUUACCUGAAAAACACUUGAAACGAGUGCUUUGUAGUCGA